Messenger RNA from Closterium sp. NIES-67, 434 nucleotides. The record is from the annotation of a GenBank genome assembly. Lineage: Eukaryota; Viridiplantae; Streptophyta; Zygnematophyceae; Desmidiales; Closteriaceae.
AAGCCGAAACAUGUUUGCGACCUGGUAAUUUUGAGUGAAAGGUUUUUCGAGCAAAUCUCUUGCCUAGGAUUUUAACUCUUGUUCUUUCUGCUCAAGCGACUUACUUUGCACUGCUGCUCUUCCCAAGACCAUGAGUGACGACGACCCGUGGGACUUCGAUUGGAUUCCAUCCGACGAGGAAGAAGCCGGUGUUCUGCUUCACAGCAUCCGCACCAAGGCCGUCGAGUUCCAAACGAAGCUUCCGUCCGUCAAAGAGAAAUCUGCUGCGUCCGUCGCCGCGAUUCACGAGGCAAACCAGAAACGGCUACAGGCGGACUUCAUCGCCUCGAAAGCACUGGAGGUUGAAGAGCUGCAGGCGGACUUCAUCGCCCUCCUCGCACGUAGCAUUCUCUGUUUCCAUGAAGUUUGAGGCGCCUUAAAAAUCAUCCACGCAU